UUUGGAACCGGGGCGGUCGCACCGCUUGUCCCCCCAACUGAGCCGGCCCUGGCUCCUCUGCUUAUUCACGAUCCAUAUAUUUAUCCCGAAGGCUCUGCGGCGGAUGGGGAGAACACCGACGCUGAUCAAAUGGAUGAAGAUGACGGAGAAGAAGAGGAAGAUAGUGACGGGAGCUAUGAAGGUGACGACGAAGAAGGAGAUGAUAUGGAUGAAGAUGAAAUGAAAGAGAAAGGAGAGCAACAGACUAAAAAGGCAGCUGCAAGCUUCUUGGAUCCUCCGGAGGCGCAAGGCCUCGCUCACUUUCUUGAACACAUGCUUUUUAUGGGUAGCAACUCUUGUGUAAACGAAUCUAUGACAGCGACGAGAAGUUAUCUGUACUAAAUGAUUUGUCUCUCACUGAUCUCAACAGCUUUAUCCCUGUAGUCCGCUCUCAGGUUGCAUUCUGCCAUCAACCAUAGCUACUAUGAUUCCCCUUUCACUUAAUACAAGACUACUUUCUCUAGCGAUUGUUCUCUGGUUAUGUUUGCAGAUAUUUAUUGAAGCUCUAUGUCAUGGUAAUUUGUCGGAAGACGAAGCAGUAAACAUAUCACGCAUAUUCAAAAACAGUUUGACAACUGAACCGCUCCCAGUCAAAUCUAGACACAGAGAGCAGAUAACGUGUUUCCCUCUGAGUGCCAAACUUGUAAGAGUUGUCAACGUGAAGAACAAAUCUGAAACAAACUCAGUAGUCGAGCUUUACUAUCAAAUCGAACCCGAGGAAGCUCAGUCAACAAAAAUGAAAGCUAUGCUGGAUCUAUUUCACGAAAUCAUAGAAGAGCCAUUGUUCAAUCAGUUAAGGACAAAGGAGCAGCUUGGUUAUGUUGAGUGCGGCCCUCGCUUAACUUAUCGUGUCCACGGUUUCUGUUUCUGUGUUCAAUCUUCAAAGUACGGUCCAGUUCAUUUAUUCGGGAGAAUCGACAAUUUCAUAAAAGACAUCGAAGGGCUUCUGGAACAACUCGAUGAAGAGUCCUUUGGAAAUUAUAGAAGCGGUGUGAUUGCUAGAUUGCUGGAAAAGGAUCCCUCUCUCUUGUCUGAAACAAACGAGUUAUGGAGUCAGAUUGUCGACAAAAGGUACAUGUUUGUUUACUCCCACAAAGAAGCAGAAGAGCUAAGAAGCAUAGAGAAGAAAGAUGUGAUCAGCUGGUACACAACUUACUUCAGAGAAUCAUCACCCAAAUGUCGUAGGCUUGCAGUUAGGGUAUGGGGAUGCGAUACCAAUAUGAAAGAAACUCAAACAGAUCCUAAGUCAGUGCAGCAAGUCAUCGCAGACGCUGUGGCGUUCAAGUCAACCUCUCAGUUAUACCCAAGCCUCUGCUAGUGAGCAACAAUAGUUACUAUUUAUUUACACAAUUGCUUCAAUUUUUCCUUGAUAAAAAAAGUAUUUUUUGUUAUUAUUUGAGGAUAUUCAUUUAAAAUUAUAUUUUUGUCGGUUGGUUAA
Molecule: messenger RNA, 1477 nt
Organism: Brassica napus (rape)
Lineage: Eukaryota; Viridiplantae; Streptophyta; Magnoliopsida; Brassicales; Brassicaceae
Product: nardilysin-like
Exons: 7
Coding region: 464-1357 (297 amino acids)
Cellular component (GO): cytosol
Molecular function (GO): metal ion binding
Source: RefSeq, a predicted model, not a curated record